Molecule: messenger RNA, 593 nt
Organism: Ectocarpus sp. CCAP 1310/34
Lineage: Eukaryota; Phaeophyceae; Ectocarpales; Ectocarpaceae
Source: the annotation of a GenBank genome assembly
AUGUGGAGAGUGCUGAAGAAGAUGACAGAGUAUACGAAAAGCGCGGUCAUGCUAGACGGAGAACUGUCUAAAUUAUUCGACAUUGAGCAGGGGGUCCCACAAGGUUGCACGCUGUCCCCAACAUUGUUCCAGGUGUUCAUCAACGAUCUGUUGGAAGUCGUAGAGGCAGUCCGGAAGGGAGUAAAAGUAGGGGACACGGAAACGUCGGUUUCAGGAAUGCUCCGAAUGCUCGACCAAGUUCUCGGCGACCUCCUGAAGGUCGAAGAAGCGGGCGACGACGUCGAGGUUCUCCGGAGAUCUCUGGCGCCGAUCCGGACCCUCCGCAAGGACGCCGGUAUCCUUGCGAGAGCAGCCGCGGAGAGCGGUGCGUCCUCUUCGCUGCUCGAGUCUGCUCGGGCACAGAUCGACGAGACUGUCAGGUCGGGGUACUCGGACUGCUCGUUCGCCUCCGUGGCCACCACGAUCGAGGAAGAGUUUUGCGACGCCGCAGACAAGGAGGGGGACCCGCGGUAGAGACAGCGCUGCUCUAGUACCAGUACUCCUGUGUAUGGUCGAGAUCCAGCUUCCGUGGUAAUACAGCACACCUAGUUAGU